UUAGUAUUUUGUUGGACAUUAAAAAAAAAAAUCUAAUCCAUAAUAUAGGAGGCGAAGAGGAUAGUUGGUUUUCAUGACGUACGAGAACCAGAGAAUUCAUAUCUCCUAAAUAAACAUAAAAGAAAACGGACAAUAUAUGCAAAGAUCCCAAAACCAUAACGUACUCUCUGUGUUGUACGUUGUUUCAAUCUCCCGCUAGCACGAGCAUGGCAGUUCAAGCUAAAACUCCUCGUAUUCGCUUGUCUCACAACUUUCACUCUCCUAUGCCAGCAAAUCUCUCUCUUCUCGGCAUACCGUUCAGAUCAACAACUUCACAACCUGGAAGAAGGAAGUCUCCUAAACUCAGCUGCAAAUCCAACGGCGAUGACAGCGAGCAAGAUUAUCUCAUAGAUGCUCCAGUUUCAGUUGGCGAUGGCUUUUCCUUCAGCGGAGGAAAAUAUUCUGAUGGGCCGAGCCGAUCAGAUGAAUGGUUUAAGCAAGGGAAGAUAGUGAGAGCUCAUCGUGUUCUUGGUUCUGGUGAGAAGGCCAAAGAUCCCUUUUUUGGACUUAAGAUGGGUUCUGGUUCUCAGGCCCCGGACGAUACUUUUAGAUGGUUUUGCGUUGAAAGUGGAAGUGCUGAUAAUCCUUCAGUCAUAUUAAUUCACGGUUUACCUUCACAGGCAUACUCUUAUCGUAAAGUUCUUCCUAUACUCUCUAAGGACUAUCAUGCCAUUGCUUUUGACUGGCUAGGUUUCGGAUUUUCAGAUAAGCCUCAACCUGGAUAUGGGUUUGACUAUACUUUGGAUGAAUAUGCAUCAUCCUUGGAGUCUCUUAUAAGUGAACUUGCCACCGGCAAGGUCUCACUUGUUGUCCAGGGCUACUUCUCCCCAGUUGUGGUUAAGUAUGCUCUCAGUCAUCAGGAGAAGCUCAAUGACUUAAUACUGGUUAAUUCUCCUCUAACAGCCAAACAUGCCAACCUUCCAUCAACCUUGUCCAUAUUCAGCAACUUCUUGCUUGGUGAAAUAUUUUCUCAGGAUCCUCUAAGGGCUAGUGAUAAAGCCUUGACAAGUUGUGGUCCUUACAAAAUGAAAGAGGAUGAUGCAAUGGUUUAUAGAAGACCAUAUCUCACAUCUGGUUCAUCUGGUUUUGCACUAAACGCAAUUAGCAGGGCCAUGAAGAAAGAGCUCAAGACCUAUGUGGAGGAUAUGCAGAGAAUACUGACAGAUAAAAAUUGGAAAGUUCCAACAACGGUUUUGUGGGGCCAAAGAGACCGCUGGUUAAGCUAUGAUGGAGUUGAAGAUUUCUGCAAGGAUGCAAACCAUAAGCUUGUAGAACUACCGAUGGGAGGACAUCAUGUACAAGAAGAUUGUGGGGAAGAACUUGCGCAGAUCAUUUCCAGGGUUCUCAGCAAAAGGAGCCAAAUUUGAUGUUACAAGACCAUUCCUUCUUGAAUAACUGAUGAUACAAAAACAUUAUUCUUUAAUUAACACGAGGUAUACAGUAUAUAUAUAUAUAUAUAGUCAGUCUUUGAGUAAUGCUAAAUACAUGAUCUUUAGGAUGUGCAAAUCU
Messenger RNA from Juglans microcarpa x Juglans regia, 1548 nucleotides. RefSeq lists its product as uncharacterized. NCBI's taxonomy places the organism in Eukaryota, Viridiplantae, Streptophyta, Magnoliopsida, Fagales, Juglandaceae. Gene Ontology annotation, molecular function: epoxide hydrolase activity. The transcript has 13 exons. The record is from RefSeq and is a predicted model, not a curated record. Bases 207 to 1406 code for a protein of 399 amino acids.